Carassius auratus (goldfish) is the source of this 2134-nucleotide messenger RNA. RefSeq names its product cathepsin A (gene ctsa). Gene Ontology annotation, molecular function: serine-type carboxypeptidase activity. The transcript has 15 exons. The coding region runs from base 31 to 1566 and encodes 511 amino acids. Gene Ontology annotation, biological process: proteolysis. The record is from RefSeq and is a predicted model, not a curated record. Lineage: Eukaryota; Metazoa; Chordata; Actinopteri; Cypriniformes; Cyprinidae.
AGUUAACCAUCUUGAACCCAGCUCUCUUUCAUGUUGGGGAAGUAUUUCUUGCAAAGUCAAUCGAUUCAAGACGUCUCAGGAAAGCAUUCACAGAAGACCUCUGGCCUUUCUAAAGAGCAUUUGUGGCUGGAUUUUGGAGCGAAGACAAUGCAUCUUGUGCUGGUGUGUUUGCUGCUGGGGCUGUUGGAGGAGGUUUCUGGAGCUCCAGAUGCUGAUGAGAUCAAAUAUCUGCCUGGACUUUCAAAGCAGCCCAGCUUCAAGCAUUAUUCUGGAUACUUCAAUGUGGCAGAUAACAAACACCUUCACUACUGGUUUGUUGAGUCUGAGAAAGAUCCGGCCAAGAGUCCGGUUGUUCUGUGGCUCAACGGAGGACCGGGAUGCAGCUCCUUGGAUGGUUUGCUCACAGAACACGGACCUUUCCUGAUCCAAGAUGACGGUGCAACUUUAGAAUAUAAUCCUUAUGCAUGGAACAAGAUUGCAAAUGUCUUAUACCUGGAGUCACCAGCAGGUGUCGGCUUCUCCUACUCUGAUGACAAGAAGUACACUACCAAUGACACAGAGGUGGCCACAAACAACUACUUGGCCUUGAAAGAGUUUUUCAGGUUGUUUCCGGAGUUCAGCAAGAAUGAGUUUUUCCUGACCGGCGAGAGUUACGGAGGCAUUUACAUCCCAACGCUUGCUGAGGUCGUGAUGGAGGACAGCAGCAUUAAUUUACAGGGGAUUGCUGUAGGAAACGGCUUGUCCAGUUAUGAACUAAAUGACAACUCACUGAUCUAUUUUGCGUACUAUCAUGGACUUCUAGGGAGCAGCUUGUGGAAUGACCUGCAGACUUUUUGCUGCAAAGAUGGAGUGUGUAACUUCUACGAUAACCAGGAUGUGAACUGCUCAACUUCUGUCUAUGCAGCUCAAAAUAUAGUCUACAAUUCAGGACUCAACAUGUAUAACCUGUAUGCACCCUGUGCCGGGGGAGUUCAGCAGAGAUACGGCUUUGAAAACGGCCAGUUUGUGAUCCGAGACCUGGGCCACCACUUCCUCAACCAUCCAUGGUCCAAAGCACAGAACGAGAAAUGGCGAGGUGUGGUGUCCCUGUUAGAGUCCUCCAGGCUGGAUCCUCCGUGUACCAACUCGACUCCGUCCACCCUGUACCUCAACAACCCGCUGGUGAAGACUGCUCUGCACAUCUCACCCAAGGCUUUGGACUGGGUCAUCUGCAGUGCUGAAGUCAAUCUGAACUAUAACCGGCUGUUCAUGGACGUGAAGAAACAGUACCUGAAGCUUCUCGGAGCACUGAAAUACCGUGUGUUGGUGUAUAAUGGAGAUGUGGACAUGGCAUGCAACUUCCUAGGAGACGAAUGGUUUGUGGAGUCACUCCAGCAAGAGGUUCAGGUGCAGCGCAGAUCUUGGCUUUAUUUCAACGGUGAAACUCAGCAGAUCGGUGGUUUUGUAAAGGAAUUCACGCACAUCGCUUUCCUCACAGUGAAGGGUUCGGGUCACAUGGUUCCCACUGACAAACCCAUAGCGGCCUUCACCAUGUUCAGUCGCUUCAUCACCAAACAACCUUACUAGAACACACUCAGGGAUUUUUACUGCUUUUAAAUAUUGAUUUGUACUGUCACACUGGUAAAAUGUUUCUGAUGUAUGGACCACUGACUGUUUUCUGCCACUUUGCCACUCCAAACUGAUCAUGCAUUUAUAUAGUUUAGUCGCCAGCCUGUGAACUAAAGUCAUGCUGACUGUACAUAAGGAUGUUUCAUCAUAUGCGUUUAAGUUUAAGAGAUGCACAGAUGUCUAUAUUCCUCCGUCGAUCUUUGAUUGUGAUUGAUUUAGUAGUGAGAGAUGCUGAGUUUUUUAUGAAAUGAAAUUCAAUCCGAUCAGCAGUGAGUGUUCAUUGCACAAUUUUAAUUUAUGUCUUCUCUAUUAAACAUGAAACUGUAGCUUUUAUUAAUCAUCGCACAGAUUAUUUCAGGUAUUAAUACCUCACUGUGAUAACUAGACGUUUGUUGAAGUGUCACUGAGUUGCUCGUGUGAUUGUGCUUUAAAGUGAGCUUUGGUACUUUUUGUGCUCCUAAGGGAAUCAUUUUGUGCCUUUUUACCCCCAAAUUUGUUUUUUAAUUAAAGAAAUUUUCUAUGAUUU